Messenger RNA from Morus notabilis, 973 nucleotides. Its product is annotated as mitochondrial import inner membrane translocase subunit TIM23-2. Gene Ontology annotation, biological process: protein import into mitochondrial matrix. The record is from RefSeq and is a predicted model, not a curated record. The transcript has a single exon. The coding region runs from base 148 to 717 and encodes 189 amino acids. Gene Ontology annotation, molecular function: transmembrane protein transporter activity. Gene Ontology annotation, cellular component: TIM23 mitochondrial import inner membrane translocase complex; mitochondrial inner membrane. NCBI's taxonomy places the organism in Eukaryota, Viridiplantae, Streptophyta, Magnoliopsida, Rosales, Moraceae.
CUCAAAAAAAUUUCCCAAAAGCAAAAAGUCGGCUCCGGAGUCUUCUUUCGCGUGAAGAAGACGCUCCUCUCUCUCUCUCUCUCUCUCUCUCUCUCAAACAGCCGGAGACGCAAACCCUAGACUAGAAAGAACCUCGCUUUCCCGAUCAUGGCGGACGCAAUCUCAUCCCCGGAUCACGAGCGAGGGUCCGACCUCUCCAAGCCCCGUCUCUACAACCCCUACCAGGAUCUCCAGGUGCCGAUCCGAAACCUCUACCAGCUCCCAACCUCCCCCGAGUUCCUCUUCGACGAAGAAGCUCGCCGCCAGCGCCGAUCCUGGGGCGAGAACCUUACAUUCUACACUGGAUGCAGCUACCUCACCGGAGCCGUCGGCGGCGCCGGCGCAGGCCUCGUCACCGGCGUCAAGUCAUUCGAGCCUGGCGACACCACGAAGCUCCGCAUCAAUCGCAUUCUAAAUGCUUCGGGUCACGCGGGACGCGUUUGGGGGAAUCGAUUGGGCGUGAUCGGAUUGAUGUACGCCGGUUUGGAGAGCGGCAUCGUAUCGUUGAGGGAUACUGAUGAUGUGUGGAACAGCGUCGCGGCUGGCCUCGGUACGGGUGCUCUGUAUCGGGCGGCGAGAGGGGUGAGGUCGGCGGCGGUGGCGGGCGCGGUCGGCGGGGUUUUGGUCGGCGCGGCGGUGACGGCGAAGCAGGUGGUCAAGCGAUAUGUGCCUAUUUGAGAGGGGAGAUUUUAUUGUGAGUGUUAACUCUUGUUUAUUUAAUUUGGCCAAUUUUGAUAGUUAGGGCAUCGUCCAUGGAAAAAGAAGAUUAUAAGAAGAAUGGACAAUAUGUUGUCUUUGAAACUUGAAUUUAACUUUGUUGUUGAAUAGCUCAGCAUGGGAAGCACAUGCUUUUAUUACGAUUUUAUUGAAUUCCAUAGAAUUCGUGGAAAACCCAGAUAAAUAAAUAAUUGAAAUGGAUUUGAUAUUGUGGAUA